Messenger RNA from Chaetura pelagica (chimney swift), 721 nucleotides. It is a transcript of the gene COQ7, whose product is annotated as coenzyme Q7 homolog, ubiquinone (yeast). The record is from RefSeq and is a predicted model, not a curated record. Gene Ontology annotation, cellular component: nucleus; mitochondrial inner membrane. The coding region runs from base 1 to 684 and encodes 227 amino acids. Gene Ontology annotation, molecular function: 3-demethoxyubiquinol 3-hydroxylase activity. Lineage: Eukaryota; Metazoa; Chordata; Aves; Apodiformes; Apodidae. Gene Ontology annotation, biological process: determination of adult lifespan; regulation of gene expression; ubiquinone biosynthetic process. The transcript is spliced from 6 exons.
AUGGUGUGGCUGACCGCCGGGGCCGCGCUGGCACGGGGGCCGGGCGGCGGCAGAGCUCGCUUCACCUUGGUCUCUCCGGCAGGUGUCCGGGAGCGAUGGGCUCUGCCCGCCGCGGGGGGUUCCCUCCGGCUCUGCAGCACGCGGGUGAGGCUGGAGGGCAUCAACAGGUCCGUCGUGGACCGUAUCAUCCGGGUGGACCACGCUGGGGAGUACGGGGCGAACCGCAUUUACGCGGGGCAGAUGGCGGUGUUGGGCAGGUCGAGCGUGGGACCGGUUAUCCAGCAAAUGUGGAAUCAAGAAAAAGACCAUCUGAAGAAGUUCAAUGAGCUCAUGGUUACAUACAGAGUCCGACCUACUGCUUUGCUGCCCCUUUGGAAUGUAGCAGGAUUUGUUCUAGGGGCUGGAAGUGCUUUACUUGGCAAGAAAGGUGCAAUGGCCUGCACAGUGGCAGUGGAAGAGAGUAUUUCCAAUCACUACAACAGCCAGAUCCGAACUCUUAUGACAGAAGAUCCAGAAAAGUAUAAAGAAUUAUUGCAGACGAUAAAGCAGUUCCGGGACGAUGAGCUGGAGCACCAUGACAUUGGGCUUGAGCACGACGCAGAAGCAGCACCAGCUUACUCAGUUCUGAAGACAGCCAUACAACUGGGAUGCAAAGCUGCAAUAUUUCUAUCAGAAAGAAUUUAGUGAUAUUUUCUGUAAUGUUUGUGGCAAUACACUGUGA